CUUUCCCCUCUGUAGCCGCUUGUGCCCUCCUUUCUUUGGGGCGAGGACGUGCCGGCAGGGCGAGAGGAAGCGAGGAGCUGAGACAGCGCCGCGCCCCCCGGGCGCUCCCCGCCGCCGCCGGGCCCCGCGCCCCCGGCCCCGCAUCGGCGCCGCGAUGGACCCCUGCUCUUCGCUCUUCAGCUACGUGUUAAUGCACUUGUUCGUCCUCUGCCUGCAAGCCCAGGUAACUGUUCAGUCCCCACCUAAUUUUACACAGCAUGUGAGGGAGCAGAGCCUGGUGACAGAUCAGCUCAGCCGGCGGCUUGUCCGUACCUACCAGCUGUACAGCCGGACCAGCGGGAAACAUGUGCAGAUCUUGGACAACAAGAAAAUCAAUGCCAUGGCAGAGGAUGGGGAUGUGCACGCCAAGCUCAUCGUGGAGACAGACACCUUUGGGAGCCGCGUGCGUAUCAAGGGGGCAGCCACAGGUUUCUACAUCUGCAUGAACAAGAAGGGGAAGCUGAUUGGCAAGAGCAACGGCAAAGGCAAGGACUGUGUGUUCACGGAGAUCGUGCUGGAGAACAACUACACGGCGCUGCAGAACGCCAAGUACGAGGGCUGGUACAUGGCCUUCACCCGCAAGGGCCGCCCGCGCAAGGGCUCCAAGACCCGGCAGCACCAGCGCGAGGUGCACUUCAUGAAGAGGCUUCCCAAGGGCCACCAGACCACCGAGCCCCACAGACGCUUUGAGUUCCUCAACUACCCCUUCAACCGGAGGAGUAAAAGGACUAGAAACUCCCGAGCGGGCCCUUGAUGUGCCCGGCCCUGCCUCCUCUGCCUGCAUCUCUCCUGGAGGAUGCGCCUCUGAGCUUGGUGGACUAUAUGUAGAGACUUUCCCAUAUGGGUAUCAAAAAAAAAACCAAAAAAAAA
Molecule: messenger RNA, 909 nt
Organism: Passer montanus (Eurasian tree sparrow)
Lineage: Eukaryota; Metazoa; Chordata; Aves; Passeriformes; Passeridae
Gene: FGF8
Product: fibroblast growth factor 8
Exons: 5
Coding region: 155-793 (212 amino acids)
Biological process (GO): heart morphogenesis; positive regulation of protein phosphorylation; neuron differentiation
Cellular component (GO): cytoplasm
Molecular function (GO): type 2 fibroblast growth factor receptor binding; type 1 fibroblast growth factor receptor binding; growth factor activity
Source: RefSeq, a predicted model, not a curated record